Ascochyta rabiei is the source of this 1458-nucleotide messenger RNA. RefSeq names its product Sphingosine N-acyltransferase. The transcript has 4 exons. Gene Ontology annotation, biological process: ceramide biosynthetic process. Gene Ontology annotation, cellular component: membrane. Gene Ontology annotation, molecular function: sphingosine N-acyltransferase activity. Lineage: Eukaryota; Fungi; Ascomycota; Dothideomycetes; Pleosporales; Didymellaceae. The record is from RefSeq and is a predicted model, not a curated record. Bases 1 to 1458 code for a protein of 485 amino acids.
AUGCCAACCAAAACAGCGCUGCAAAACGGCAGCGUUACCGCCAAUGGUGCACCUAUGGCCCAAUCGCAGGAUCAGAAAACGGCAAUCGCUCCCAAACGGCGGAAAACGGUACCCAAGAAGGUCGAGGAUGAGGGCCUGAUGGCUUCGCUGUGCACGCUGAUUUGCGACCACCAGAUUGGUAUCUCUGUCAACCUCCUUUCGCUGCUCUUCCUUACGCACUUCUCCUUCCCUCGCGCGCGAGAUCGAACCACCAAGUUCUUCCAAAUGUCCUACUACAACCCAGACACCAACAUGUACGGGUGCGGCACCGACGAUCUGCCCUACGUCAUCUUCUGGACUGUGGCCUUCACCGGUCUUCGAGUCGCGGUUAUGGACUAUAUGCUGGACCCGCUGGCCAGAUUGGGAGGCAUCAGGACAAAGAAGGGCCUUGACAGGUUCAAGGAACAGGCAUGGCUGAUCGUUUACUACACCAUUUCCUGGUCGUUGGGCAUGUACAUCAUGUACCAUUCGGACUUCUGGCUGAACCUCCACGGCAUCUGGGAAGGCUGGCCUUUCCGCGAGGUUGACGGUCUUUUCAAGUGGUACUACCUUGUGCAGUGGGGCUUCUGGAUCCAGCAGAUUCUUGUUGUCAACAUUGAGGAGAAGCGCAAGGACUACACGCAGAUGCUCACGCACCAUGUUUUCACGACCGCGCUCAUGUUCCUCUCCUACGGUUACUACCACAUGCGCGUCGGUACCGUGAUCCUGUGCAUCAUGGACUUUGUCGACAUCAUCCUCCCUACCGCUAAACUCCUCAAAUACAUGGGCUACACCAAUGCCUGUGAUAUUGCCUUUGGGGCUUUUGUUCUUUCCUGGAUCCUCACCCGCCACAUCUUGUACAUGAUGGUCUGCUGGUCCAUCUACGCUUUCGCCCCUGUCGACAUGGCACCCGGCUGCUACUACUCCAACAAUGCCUUCGUCCCCAUGUCCAACACCACCGAAUUUGACCGCCUCGGCGGCAACGCGCCUUGGAGCAACCUACUCAAAGCGUACACCGACCAGAACGGUCCUAUCUGCUGGAAUCCGAACCUCCGAUACUACUUCCUCGCACUCCUCCUUUCACUACAGGUCUUCUGUCUCAUAUGGUUUGGCACAAUCGCGAAGGUUGUGUACAAGGUGAUGAAGGGGGAUGCUCCCGAGGAUAUUCGCUCUGACGAUGAGGGAGAUGACGAGGGUAUCGAGGAGACUGAGAAGACGAACACGAUUCUGAACAUGGCAACGACAUGCACAGAAAGCGGCAUGAGCCAGCCACUGGAGGAAGAGGUGGGUGUUGAUGCGCUCACGUUCGCACGUAUGAACGGUGCGAGCCAGAGGCGCCAGGCGAGGCGCGAGAGCUCGAGGGCCAGUGGUAUCAGCAUCCCCGGCCAUGGGGAUCACAAGGAGCUGUUGGGUCGCAUCGGCUGCGACAAGCCCUCGUAG